Closterium sp. Naga37s-1 is the source of this 933-nucleotide messenger RNA. The record is from the annotation of a GenBank genome assembly. NCBI's taxonomy places the organism in Eukaryota, Viridiplantae, Streptophyta, Zygnematophyceae, Desmidiales, Closteriaceae.
AUGCCAGACCGCUGCCUACACCUUUGCUUCUGUGCUGCUCCUGCUUUGCUUCCCAUCGCCUUUCCUCCUCACCCUUCCUCCCUCGCCGAUCUGGUGAGUAACUCGCCCGCGCCCAAUCUUCCCCUCGCCCUUGGUGCUACCAGCGCUUCUCAGGUGUCGGGGAUCGCGGAGCCCUCCUUCCCUCCUGCCCAUAACGAUUGUCUCGGUGACGCCACUCCUCCUCCCAUCUCCCUCUUUGUCCUCGCUGCAGAUCACGUUCUGGCGAGCGGUGCCCGCCUCCAUAUCUCUCUUCACGCCGCGGACGCUGAUCCAGCGAGCGAUGCUCGCUUCCCCUGCUCAUACCCCGUUCUUGGUGCCGAUCUGGCGAACUUGACUCGCCUCCCCACUUCCUCUCCUGAUGUUUGCGCAGAUCCGGCGAGCGUGGCCCACUUCCCCGCCUCCCGUCAUGCUGGCGAUACGAAUCUGGCGAACGCGACUCGCCUCCACGCCUUCCCUCAUGGCAUUGGCGCCGAUCCGGCGAGCGUGACCCGCUUCCCCACGCUCCGUGAUGCUGCUGACGCGGAUCCGGCGAGCGUGACUCGCCUCCCCUUCUCCCGCUGCGAUUCCUCCACGGAUCUGGCGAGCGUGACUCACCUCCCCACCUCCUGCUGCGAUUCCUCCACGAAUCCGGCGAGCGUGACUCGCCUCCCCGCCUCCCGCUGCGAUUCCUCCACGGAUCCAGCGAACGCGAUCCGCCCUCCCGCGAACGCGACCCGCCUCCCCGCCUUUCGUCAUGAUGCGGGCGCCGAUCUGGCGCGCGCGGACCGCUUCCCCGCUUUCCAUCAUUCUGCUGGCGCGGAUCUGGCGCGCGCGACGCGCCGCUGCCCUGCUCCCCGCCGUGCGCCUGUUGUCCAGAAACGGGUGCUUCCUUACGCGCGCUUCGUACGCCGCUAG